Messenger RNA from Alternaria rosae, 1475 nucleotides. RefSeq lists its product as uncharacterized. Lineage: Eukaryota; Fungi; Ascomycota; Dothideomycetes; Pleosporales; Pleosporaceae. Bases 27 to 1475 code for a protein of 482 amino acids. The transcript has a single exon. The record is from RefSeq and is a predicted model, not a curated record.
UUGAAGUAUAACUACGUUGUUGCGCUAUGGUGCCAUCUAUGAAGACUGAUACAAACCUAAGCAUGAAGUACAGGUCAGGCGGCAUGCUGUUUGUAUUGAACUUCUAUGGGGAAGCGCAUAGCCUUGGAGAAGACUGCAAGCUGCUUCUUGUCAUGAUCAACUGUCUUGCAAACUUGCACCUGCCUCUCAUCAUUAUGACAGAAAGUCAUGUUUUCUUUCACUGCUCUUUCACUCUCACCUCCACACAUUCUACCACAAUAACACACGUCAUCACAACAACACGCACUCUCACUUACACGCAAUAUCCCAUAUACUCUAGAUUCUCUAUACGAAUCUUACCCUACCGUCCCCGAUCAUCACCUCCACACUCGCUCUUGCACUCCGCCCGCGCACCCAAAAUGGCAACACCCAACCGCAGCCGCGCCCGCAGCUUCCAACGUGUCGACCGCGCGCAAAGCAUCCUCUCAGACUCUCAAGCUUCCUUCAACACCCCACGUCCCACACCCCCACCACCACCUACAAGAAGCGGCCGCGGCGUACGCGCGGACAGCACCGUCAGCGAUGCGCCCUCUCUCCUCGAACACGACACACCAGGCAAAGCCGCAAAGAAAGAAGCAGCAGCAACAAAGUUAUCCGCACACUACCACUUCGCACCCACGGUCCCGAGUCCAUUUGCAGGGACACUGGAAGCGAGUCUGGACGCAAUACAAGCCUGGGGUCGGAUUCACAGCAAUAGUGGAACAAAAGGAUUACAUGGCCUCCUCGACACGCUGUUAAGGCCUGUGGACAACCAAACAGACUGGCCGGCGUUAUUCAGCCAGCUUGAAGACAGGCCAGCAGGUCGCUUCCGGUAUCUGUGUGAGGAAUUACUUUUCCUGGUCACGCGGACGCUGUUGCCGGAGCAGAUUGUGCAGAAUAGGGCGCUCAUGGCGAGGUUGUAUGAUAGGAAGAAACAGCUUGCUAUACGGCUGGUGCUACGGUACGAUAUGUUGCGCGAGUGGAAGAUGGAGCAUGGGGCGACGAAUCGCGAAAUGCCUGUUGCGGUUGCGUCGGAGGCACCGAAGGGGAUACCUGCGCCUGAUCCGGAACCCGUGACUUUCCCUGCGAAGUUUCCGCGCAGAAGGGCGAGGCUGCCUAAUAUCGUUGCGACGGUGAUUGCGGCGCCGGCGGGAGGGUAUGAGACGCAUGGUGUGAUUGCGAGGAUGAAACAUCAUGUUACGGCUUUGGACGAUUAUCUCUUGCUGAGGGACGAAGAAGUGGCGGGAUUGAGCGGUAUCGCGCUGCUAGAGAGGUUGUGGCAGGUCCUACUGCAUUGGCAGUGGUUGAGGCAGAACAAUGAGCUUUUGGAGGAGAUGGAGGUGCAUGGGUGGGAGAAUUUGGAGGGCAAGGCAGACGAGUCGGAGUGGAUUGCUGAUGACGUGAAGAAGAGUGCGGCACCUGGGGGUAAGAGGACGAGGGAGAAGGAGGAUGAGUAA